Molecule: messenger RNA, 1808 nt
Organism: Chelonus insularis
Lineage: Eukaryota; Metazoa; Arthropoda; Insecta; Hymenoptera; Braconidae
Product: casein kinase I-like
Exons: 9
Coding region: 202-1401 (399 amino acids)
Biological process (GO): positive regulation of canonical Wnt signaling pathway; peptidyl-serine phosphorylation; signal transduction
Cellular component (GO): cytoplasm; nucleus
Molecular function (GO): protein serine/threonine kinase activity; ATP binding
Source: RefSeq, a predicted model, not a curated record
AGAUUAGUUACGGAGAAAGAAGAAAAUAAUGUCCAUGAGUCCACGAGCGGAAGCACGAUCAAAGAUGGAGAUCGAGGCCCCCCCGACCCUCUAAAGCGGCACUGUAGAAACUUAUACUGUGAACGACGACACGCGGAUUCAAAGAGCAUCAAGAUAGACGCACGUUGUUCGGUCAGCACGCGGCCAGAGGCUGCACCAGGUAUGGAGCUCCGCGUCGGCAGCAGAUACCGACUCGGACGAAAAAUCGGGAGCGGUUCCUUCGGCGACAUUUAUCUAGGCACCAACGUCUCUACAGGCGAAGAAGUCGCCAUCAAGCUGGAAUGCAUAAAAACACGACAUCCACAAUUACACAUAGAGUCAAGAUUCUACAAGAUGAUGCAGGGUGGUGUUGGGAUCCCUACCGUAAAAUGGUGCGGAUCAGAGGGUGAUUAUAACGUAAUGGUGAUGGAGUUACUAGGCCCAUCAUUAGAAGAUCUUUUUAAUUUUUGUUCUCGUCGGUUCACACUCAAAACGGUUCUACUUCUAGCGGAUCAAAUGAUAAGCAGAACUGAUUUCAUUCAUAGUCGUAAUUUUAUCCAUCGCGAUAUUAAACCUGACAAUUUUUUAAUGGGAUUAGGAAAAAAAGGUAAUCUUGUGUACAUUAUAGACUUUGGGUUGGCGAAAAAGUAUCGUGAUGGUCGCACUCUUAGGCAUAUACCUUAUCGAGAAAACAAGAAUCUCACAGGAACUGCACGAUAUGCAAGUAUAAAUACACAUAUGGGAAUUGAACAAUCCCGGAGAGAUGAUCUCGAAUCAUUAGGUUAUGUGUUUAUGUACUUUAAUAUUGGUAGUUUACCGUGGCAAGGACUUAAGGCAGCUACCAAGAGACAAAAAUAUGAACGAAUAUCUGAGAAAAAAAUGUCAACACCUAUCGAUGAACUUUGCCAAGGAUAUCCUGUUGAGUUUGCAAAGUACCUUAGGUACUGUCGACAGAUACGUUUUGAAGAGAGACCAGACUAUUCAUAUUUACGGCAGCUAUUUCGCACGCUUUUUCAUCACGAGACUUUCACCUAUGAUUAUGUUUUUGACUGGAAUAUGCUCAAGUUUGGUAAUGCAAGACAACAAGCAUUACCAGCGGCACAACAGGCGCCUACUCAUUCACAGCCAGCUAAUGUUCCACUAUCUUCAGGAACUAAUAACGAACAAGAACACCCGUCUAGGGUUUACACACGCCAAUGUCUUGCAAAUGCUUCGGGUACAGCAGGUGGACCAACAGUAAGCACUUCUGGAUGUCGACAGAAGCCUGAAGCAGAUCAAGAGGACCAAGAGAAGGGCGAUCUUCAAGCAACCGGUAAGGAACUUCAUAACUAUCGAGCGAGCAGCAUGCGAGUGCAUCGUAGACAAGCGCCAAAAUUAAUGUAAUCUGUGUGCUACGAUUCUAGUGUGAAACAAAAUUGUGUUGAACAUAUGAUGAGGAAAAUAAUAAUUCUUUCAAAUAUUCUGCUGCAAAAUAGAAUAAAGGGAAGCAAAAGUAAUUCUUUUAUCGUAGCAAAACGGACUUCGAAGCUCAUGAUAAAAGAUUUUGCUCGAAAAUAAAAAGGGCUGACAAGAUUAAUGAUAAAAAAUCAUUCAUUCUUUUCAUGGAGAAAAAUCUUUAUUAUCGUAAAGGUAAAAAUUUAUAUAAAAAUAUCUUGAGUACAUAAUAUCAAACUGAAACGUGAAAUUUUAGAGAAAGAUGGUUACUCAAUUACUUUUCCGCUCGUUUACUUGAAAAUAAAGUAAAAGUGGUAGAUCGUUUAUUUACAGACUUGAUAAACAAUAUUUAUAAA